UCUGCGGGGCGACUUAGACGGAUUGCGCGUCAUCUCGCCUUCCCAAAUUUUUCCCUUCUGCUGCAGCUCGAAUCCAAAACAUCUAUCUAUAGUGGCGAGUACGAGAAAGAGAAAGAUGUUUAACUCGGUGAAUCUGGGCAACUUCUGCUCUCAGACGCGCAAAGACCGGACAUCCGAGUUUGGGGACAGGACGGGCUGCGCGUCCAACAUCUACCUCCCCAGCUGCACCUACUACGUUCCCGAGUUUUCCGCCGUCUCCUCGUUCCUUCCGCAGGCCCCCUCCCGGCAAAUCAGCUACCCUUAUUCCACAAAUCUGUCUCAAGUGCAGCCGAUGCGGGACGUUUCUUACGGCUUGGACCCUGCCAGUAAAUGGCACCACAGAAGCAAUUAUGCGUCGUGCUACUCGGGAGAGGAUCUGGUGCAUAGAGACUGUCUCCCACCGUCCACCAUGACAGAAAUGCUUAUGAAGAACGAAAGCGUGUACAGCCACCACCACCACCAUCACACCCACCCGGGCUCCAAUCAUCCCUCGACGGGUUUCUACUCCGGCGUGGGCAAAAACAACGUCCUUCCGCAGGGCUUCGACCGCUUUUUUGAGACCGCGUACUGCGGCAGCACGGACAAUCAGUCAGACAAUUGUUUACAAAAGGGCGAGGUGGGGAAGCUGGAGAACGACUCGCAGCAGCAGCAGCUGCAGCAGCAGCAGCAACAACCAGCAGCCUCUGUACCCGGAGCUCCGGAGCAGGAAAAAGACCCGGACGAUGAGGAGGAGCACACGAAUUCAGGCUCUUGCACUUCUUCUUCCGCGACAACCAAGGACGGCACCACAAGCAAGAGCAGCCACUCCAGCGUGCCUCGAACAAGAAAGAAGAGGUGUCCUUAUUCCAAGUUCCAGAUUCGAGAACUGGAGCGGGAGUUCUUCUUUAACGUUUACAUCAACAAAGAGAAGAGGCUGCAGCUCUCCCGGAUGUUGAACCUCACCGACCGCCAGGUUAAAAUCUGGUUUCAGAACAGAAGAAUGAAAGAGAAGAAGCUAAGCAGAGAUCGCCUCCAGUACUUCUCCGGAAACCCCCUGUUGUGAGCCGUGAGCAGACUGUGGCACUGAGGCCUCCUCUGAUCUCUGACGAAUCCAAUGGGCACCACCGUUUUUCUACAGCAGCCCAUGCCACCGAAGAGUGCAAUGUGACCGUGGACAGUAUAAGAAACAGGCCUGCAUGGAACAUAGUCGCCAUUUUCGUAUGUCCCCGUGAGCGGGAGGCGAUGAGUUUCUACCCCUCAGAGAGGCCUGCGUGGUUAGAAUAAUCAUUUUUAUGCUGUUCUUGAAUAUGUCCUUCUAUUUAUCUGCGUUGUGUUCGUAUAAACAUAUUUGUUAAAAAAAAUAAAUCAAGUGUAGCCAAUUUCAAUCCUUAUCGCGCAGACAAGUUUUAGUUCUCUGGUCUGUGUACAUAAUGUAUAUCUAAUUAUUUCUCGACCAGAGUUUGGAAAAAAUGAAAAAUUAAACAAUAAUAAUAAUUAUAAAAAAAAUCCCAGGCUGCAUUUUUCGCUCCUUGACAACUGUGACGUCCAAUCUGUGAAAGUAUACUCCCUGUAUGUGCAAAAGUAGCCUAUGCAAAAAGUGCAUUCGUGACUGUAAAUAGGCGUAUGUUGUCUCUCUCUCUCUCUCUCUCUCUCUCUCUCUCUCUCUCUCUCUCUCUCUCUCUCUCUCUCUCUCUCUCUCUCU
This is a messenger RNA of Nothobranchius furzeri (turquoise killifish), 1720 nucleotides long. It is a transcript of the gene hoxc11a, whose product is annotated as homeobox C11a. Gene Ontology annotation, cellular component: nucleus. NCBI's taxonomy places the organism in Eukaryota, Metazoa, Chordata, Actinopteri, Cyprinodontiformes, Nothobranchiidae. The record is from RefSeq and is a predicted model, not a curated record. Gene Ontology annotation, molecular function: DNA-binding transcription factor activity, RNA polymerase II-specific; RNA polymerase II cis-regulatory region sequence-specific DNA binding. Gene Ontology annotation, biological process: regulation of transcription by RNA polymerase II; anatomical structure development.